Messenger RNA from Papaver somniferum (opium poppy), 2447 nucleotides. RefSeq names its product rop guanine nucleotide exchange factor 7-like. The record is from RefSeq and is a predicted model, not a curated record. Bases 390 to 2231 code for a protein of 613 amino acids. The transcript is spliced from 7 exons. Gene Ontology annotation, molecular function: guanyl-nucleotide exchange factor activity. Lineage: Eukaryota; Viridiplantae; Streptophyta; Magnoliopsida; Ranunculales; Papaveraceae.
UCUCUCUCUCUCUCUCUCUCUCUCUCUCUCUCUCUCUCUCUCUCUCUCUCUCUAGGUAAAUUGGUAAUCAUCAUCAACCUUCAACCUCACUCCAUUUUCAAUUUAAUAUAAGUAUAUUCUACUAGUAUAAAUAAACAAAAACCCACCAUGGAACCUCAAGUUUACUCCAUCCAUCAAAACCUAAUUAGUUUGUUAGUUUGUUCUCUCUAUACCCACUAAUCUAAUUAACUAAUUGAUUGCAACAUUCCAUUAACCUCCACUCAUUCUCUAGCUACUCUUUCAUUUGGUUUCUUAUUUGGAAUCUGGGAAUGCUGCUUCAUAUUUAAGGGCUGGGUUUCUUUAUCUGCUACUGUUAUACACAGGUUUACAACAACAACAAUUGCCUUCUAAUGGGGACUACUUGUUUAGCAGCUGAGAACAAUAAUCAAGGGAAACAACAACAACAAGAAGAAGAUAUGAGAAAUUUGAGUCUAUCGUCUUUGAUUAUCCGAGAAGAUGAAGAAGAGGAAAUUGAAAUUCAAGCGGAAGAAGAAGAGUGUUCCAUAUCAUCUGAAUCACCGUCUACAUCAAAUGAGGACCGGAACCACAGUAGUACCACUAGCAGCAGCAGCUCACAAGAGUCGUGUUCUUCUCCGCCGCCGCAACUGGACUGGCCUAUUAACAACAAUUCAUCUACUACUAGUACCAUUACUAAUGUCAUCAAAGAGAAACCUCAAUUGGAUGUUGCAGCCACAGAUAUAGAUAAUGUAGAUACAAUUAAAUUAGAGAAACAAGUCUCUACUAACAGGAUUUCAGAAAUUGAGAUGAUGAAGGAGAGGUUUUCAAAAUUGUUACUUGGUGAAGACAUGUCUGGUUCUGGGAAAGGGGUUUGCACUGCUUUAGCCAUUUCAAACGCCAUUACCAAUCUAUGCGCCACCCUCUUUGGGCAGCUAUGGAGAUUAGAACCUGUAUCACCAGAGAAGAAAUCAAUGUGGCAAAGAGAAAUGGAAUGCCUUCUGUGUGUCAGUGACCACAUUGUCGAAUUGAUACCAUCCUGGCAAACAUUUCCUGACGGAACCAAGCUUGAGGUUAUGACUUGCAGACCCCGGUCAGAUAUUUGUAUCAAUCUUCCAGCUCUUCGCAAACUGGAUAGCAUGCUUCUUGAAAUACUAGAUAGCUUUAGAGACAUGGAAUUCUGGUAUGUUGACAAAGGGAUCGAAGCUCCAGAUGCUGAUGGCUCGGCCUCUUUCCGUAAACCCUUGCAGCGCCAAGAGGAGAAGUGGUGGCUACCUGUACCUCGUGUACCACUGGGAGGUCUCCAGGAAAGUUCGAGGAAACACUUGCAGCAUAAGCGUGAUUGCACGACCCAAAUCCUUAAAGCUGUCAUGGCCAUUAACAGCAUUGCUUUAGCCGAAAUGGAAGUGCCUGAAUCGUUCUUAGAAGCCCUUCCAAAGAACGGGCGGGCCAGCUUAGGAGAUGUCAUAUACCGUUAUAUCACGUCAGAUCAGUUCUCUCCAGAAUGCCUUCUCAAUUGUCUCGAUCUAACACCGGAGCACCAGGCUCUAGAGAUUGCCAAUCGGGUUGAAGCCUCCAUUUAUGUGUGGCGACGAAGAACAAAUGCGAGAACUGGAAUCAAUACUACCCGGUCUACACCAAAAUCAUCGUGGGAGAUGGUUAAAGACUUGAUGGGUGAAGGAGAGAAGAAGGAAUUGCUUGCAAACAGAGCUGAAAACCUCUUGCUUUGCCUGAAGCAGCAGUUCCCUGGUCUUUCUCAGACCACAUUGGAUAUGAGCAAGAUCCAAUUCAAUAAGGAUGUUGGAAAAUCUAUCCUGGAGAGCUACUCACGAGUUCUUGAGAGCCUGGCGUUUAAUAUUGUAGCUCGUAUCGAUGAUGUUCUGUAUGUAGACGACUUGUCCAAGAAUUCAGAUCAGUUAUCAUCAGUUCCUACCAUCAGCGUGAUUGCUCACAAGAGGGUUUCCAUUCCACAUUCUUCCUCUGCACCUGUCUCAAACACUACUCCCUACGCAACGGCUUAUACCACCCCGAGUUUCUCACCAGCACCUAUGGUUAGCCCUGCGAAUGGCGGAGUCCUGAACAGCACCAAGCCACAUCACCGUGGGUUUGCAGUAAAGAAGGUCUUAACAGAUUAUCUUGGUGUUGAGACUAGGAGCAAAAAUGCAGGGAAUCUUGCAGAUGCAUCAUCAGAUUCAGUCCCAGGCUCGUUUCGAUCAUCUUCAAGUAGGGUGAGUUGAUGACUUAGACAGAAGAAUUGUUCAUAUUAUCCCCCCAUUGACAGAAAAAUAGGGUUGCUCAACAAGCUCUCUGAUGUAAAUUUGAAGAGAUUUUGAGAGCGAUGAUAGCAUGCUAAAAUCAUCCUGCCGUGUUUUUGUUCUUGUGUGAUGAGUUGUGUCAUGUGUGAUAGUUUGAUACUGAUUUUCUUUCCACAUUAUAAAGACUUGAUCCUGUAA